This is a messenger RNA of Chrysoperla carnea, 2401 nucleotides long. RefSeq names its product venom serine protease 34-like. The transcript is spliced from 14 exons. The record is from RefSeq and is a predicted model, not a curated record. Bases 160 to 2370 code for a protein of 736 amino acids. Gene Ontology annotation, molecular function: serine-type endopeptidase activity. NCBI's taxonomy places the organism in Eukaryota, Metazoa, Arthropoda, Insecta, Neuroptera, Chrysopidae. Gene Ontology annotation, biological process: proteolysis.
UCAUUAGAUGCUAGAACGUACGAUCCAAAUUGUAAAUAUUCUCAACAGGCCGUGUUAGGUCAAACAUAUUACGUGUUUAAUCCUGAAUAUCCUAACCGCUAUGGGCCAUCAAAGAGUUGUCGUUGGAUUGUUGAGAGUCCACCAAAUACAAUUGUGCAAAUGUACUGUGAAGAUUUUGAUGUACCAUCUACGUCAACACAAGAUUGUAGUGGGGAUGUAAUGAUUGUUUCAACAACUGGAAAAGAAGAUUUAUCCGAUGGUAAUAAAUAUUGUGGGAAAGGACAAUUUUCAAUAAAUUCCGAAACCAAUAAAAUGGUUAUUGGAUUCUUUUCAACGAAAAAUACUAAAGGUGGAAAAUUUUUGUGUACUCUGGAAGUUGUUGAGCCAACACCAACAUGUGACUGUGGUUGGCGAAAUACGCGACGUAUUGUGGGUGGUGUUGAUACUGGUGUGAAUGAAUUUCCAAUGAUGGUUGCUUUGGUGGAUUUGGAUGCAAGUUCUAUUUUUUGUGGAGGUUCAAUUAUAUCCAGAAAUUACAUAGUAACUGCUGCGCAUUGUUUAGUGAGCGCCGAGUUGAAUAACACUGGUGUUCUUGUUGGAGAUUGGGAUAUUAGUUCUGGAAGUGAUACCCCCAAGGCCAAGAUAUAUAAUUCUCAACAGUUUUUAAUACAUCCAAGCUUUAACAUUACAACUUUUGCAAAUGAUAUUGCUUUGGUCAAAACAACAACGCCAAUUGUUUUUAGUUUGGAAGUCGGACCAGCAUGUUUACCACUUUUGUAUACGACAACUAAUUUCGUAGGAACUAAUGUCAUAGAAUUAGGCUGGGGUACAUUAGGUUUCGGUUAUCCACCAAGUGAUAUCCUACAAAAAGUUGAUCUUCGAGUGAUUUCUUUAAAUACCUGCAAAGAAACUUACAGUAGAGUUCAAAAUACACAAUUUUGUACAUACGCUGAUAAUAAGGAUUCAUGUCAGGGAGAUUCAGGUGGUCCUGCUUUAUGGCAAAGGAAUAAUACAACCCGUUUGCAAUUAUUAGGUAUUAUAAGUACUGGAAAUGCAUGUGCAAUACGCAAUAUACCCGGAAUAAAUACUAGAGUUGUUUCGUAUAUUGCCUGGAUACGAAGGAAUACACCAACUGAAUCAUAUUGCGUUUUUAGGAUGCCAUUAUGUAUGCAAAUCAUACUACUAUCAUCUUUAAUAUUAGUACAAAUAAUUUCAUUGGACGCUAUAACAUAUGAUCCAGACUGUAAUUAUUAUUCACAGGCCGAAUUAAAUCAAACAUAUUAUGUGAUAAGUCCUGGAUAUCCUAAGCCCUAUGGACAAUCACGGAAAUGUCGUUGGAUAAUUGAAAGUCCGCAAAAUACAAUUGUGCAAAUGUACUGCGAAGAGUUCAAUGUAUUAUCUACGUCCACACAAUAUUGUUCUGGCGAUGUAAUGAUUGUCUCUACAGAAGGAAAAGCAGAUUUAUCCGAUGGUGAUAAAUAUUGUGGAAAGGGACAAUUUUCAAUAAAUUCUAAAAGUAAUCAAUUAGUUGUUGGAUUCUUUUCAACCGCCAAUAGUACAGGUGGAAACUUUUUGUGUACUUUGGGAGUGGUUGACCCAACACCAACAUGUGAUUGUGGCUGGCGAAAUACGCGUCGUAUUGUGGGUGGUGUUGAUACUGGUGUAAAUGAAUAUCCAAUGAUGGCUGGUUUGGUGGAUUUUGAAGAAGUCAGCGUUUUUUGUGGAAGUACAAUUAUAUCAAGAAAUUAUGUAUUAACUGCUGCACAUUGUUUAGUUAAUGCUGAGUUGAAUAAUACUGGUAUUCUUGUUGGUGAUUGGAAUCUCAAUACUGGAACUGAUACCCCAAAAUCUAAGAUAUAUAAUUCGGCAGAGUUUUUAAUACAUCGAGACUUUAAUUCACAAACUUUUGAAAAUGAUAUUGCUUUGGUCAAAACAACAAAGCCAAUUGCGUUCAGUUUAGAAGUUGGGCCAGCAUGUUUACCAAUUCUUUAUCAGACAACUAAUUUCGUAGGAACUUAUGUUACAGAAUUAGGUUGGGGAACAUUAGGCUUUGGUUAUGCGCCAAGUGACGUUUUGCAAAAAGUCGAUCUUCGAGUGAUUUCUUUAGAAGUUUGUAAACAAACUUACAGCUCAGUUCAAAAUAGACAAUUUUGUACAUACACUGAUAAUAAGGACUCAUGCCAGGGAGAUUCUGGCGGACCUGCUUUAUGGCAAAGAAAUUCUUCAAGUCGUUUGCAACUAUUGGGUAUUAUAAGUACUGGAAAUGCAUGUGCUGUACGCAAUGUGCCGGGAAUAAAUACUAAAGUUGCAUCAUAUAUUAGGUGGAUACGAACUUAUACCCCAGGUGAAUCGUAUUGUUCAAGGCCCUAAUCAAAUCAAGGACAUUAUUAAUUAUUAAUUA